Molecule: messenger RNA, 1320 nt
Organism: Truncatella angustata
Lineage: Eukaryota; Fungi; Ascomycota; Sordariomycetes; Amphisphaeriales; Sporocadaceae
Exons: 2
Coding region: 1-1320 (439 amino acids)
Molecular function (GO): acetylglucosaminyltransferase activity
Source: RefSeq, a predicted model, not a curated record
AUGCCAAUUCGCCCGCCGAGUCAAUGUCCGGACCUGGACUUCUUGAAGCGUGUGCAUUCCGAGCAGAAGCUGAGCGACAAGGUACGCUACAAGAAAGUCUGCAUCCAGCCAGUUUUCUCAGCGGAUGUUGAUCGCAAUACCAUCGACAGUGUCCCCACAUCGCUGUUUGGUGACGAGGUUACGGUAAACAUUGACAAAUGCAACGAAGUCGAUAUCCCCAAAUGUAUGCCUGUCAAACUCCACGUGCCGGAACCGUACGGGGAGUACAAUGUGUCACAUUUAAUCUUUGGCGUCUCCACGACGUUUGAUCGGCUUGAUGACGAAGUUGGCACUUUCGCGCAUUGGCUAUCACGGCCAUCUGGGGAUGGAGCAAAACUCAUUGCUCUGAUUACGGAUUACUCUUCGCAUCGGGAAAACGAGAUUCGAAAACUGCAGAAAAAGUUUCGCAAGGCCAGUAUCAACAUCGAUCUGGUGAAACCGAUCGACGACUCGUACACAACGUCUCAGUCUCACUUUACCGUUCUUUCAUAUAUGCUCAACAGCAGCAGCCCUGAAACGCAGUGGUACGGCUUACUGGAUGAUGAUACAUUCUUCCCUCGCGGCUUGAAGCCAUUAUCGGAUGCACUAGCCAAGCUUGACCACACCGAAGACUACUAUGUUGGUGCCCUGUCAGAGGAUUUCAGGGCAGUUAGCACUUUCGGGUUCAUGGCAUUUGGUGGCGCCGGCGCCUAUCUUUCAGCUCCACUCGCCAGAACCUUGGGAAGCCAACUACACAAAUGUAUUGAAGAAGCUGGCCAUACUGAAGGAGACAUUAUUAUCCGACAUUGUGUUUACAAGAAUUCAAAGGCCAAGCUGACGAUCCUUCCUGGCCUUUUCCAGCAGGACUUGGAGGAUGAUGUAAGUGGAUUCUUCGAGUCUGGUGUCCAAGCCAUCAACUUCCACCAUUGGAAAAGCUGGUACAAAGAGCCUGUAGUCCCCAUGGCAGCCGUUGCAUCAUAUUGUGGCGAUUGCUUCCUACAACGUUGGCGCUUCGGCGUGGACACGAUCUUUACCAAUGGUUACUCUAUUGUAAAGUAUCUAUAUGACACUGAUUAUCUUGACCUCAACCAAAUGGAGGGAACAUGGACGAAUAUUGCUGGAGACUUUGAUUUUAGCAUUGGGCCUUUGAGGCGGAAGCUCGUUCCGGAUGAGAAAAAAAGUUAUAAGCUGAAAGAUGUCGAAUGGAGCGACAACGGAGAUUUCAAACAACUAUACGUCUGGAGAGGUAAUUCCAAAGCCAAGGAAGCCGAUGGUAUCAUCGAAAUCAUGUGGCAAAGAUAG